Molecule: messenger RNA, 4146 nt
Organism: Astyanax mexicanus (Mexican tetra)
Lineage: Eukaryota; Metazoa; Chordata; Actinopteri; Characiformes; Acestrorhamphidae
Gene: irf4a
Product: interferon regulatory factor 4a
Exons: 9
Coding region: 507-1916 (469 amino acids)
Biological process (GO): regulation of transcription by RNA polymerase II; immune system process
Cellular component (GO): nucleus
Molecular function (GO): RNA polymerase II cis-regulatory region sequence-specific DNA binding; protein binding; DNA-binding transcription factor activity, RNA polymerase II-specific
Source: RefSeq, a predicted model, not a curated record
UUUUUUUUUAGUUCUAUGGUACUGAAUAUGUGUAAAACUAGUUUAAAUAGAACCGGAUUUCAUACAUAUUAAUGAGCUUUUUAUUACAUUUAUUAAAUGUAUUAAAUGUUGUAUCAAUAUAUAGAAAUGAGUCUAGGCGCUCCUGGGUCCAAUGAACGCCAGUGACCAGAUCUAGUAAAUGUUUCUAGUAAAAGUAUUAUAGUACUUAUAUGUAUAAUAUGUUUCUGUUGACUGUGAAUUGUGGUGACAGAAUUCAGUGUAUUUUUAUAGCCCCGCCCACUUGUAUUUAGGUCCCGCCCCUUUUGCGCUGCAGUUGAAGGCUUCUUAAGCGCUGGAGCGUCUCUCAGCCCACUCUGGUGCAGGAGAAGUUUCAGAGCUGCGAUUGAGGAGCAUUGCGCAGUGCGAUCACUGAGGCUCACAGUUCCAGUGCAUGCAGCUUCUCUCAGCAGGCUCAGCAUCUUCUCCAAGGCACGUUGGCAUUUGCAUGAUCCGAGCUGUGCACCUGCAUGUCCGGUCACCACUGUCGCAUGCGUCCUUUGGCAGGCAUGAAUUUAGAUGGGGACUGCAGCAUGUCAGUCAGUUGUGGCAAUGGCAAGCUUAGGCAGUGGCUCAUCGAGCAGAUUGAUAGCGGGGAAUAUCCCGGCCUGGUCUGGGAGAAUGACGAGAAAACCAUUUUCAGGAUACCCUGGAAACACGCGGGAAAGCAGGACUACAACCGCGACGAGGAUGCUGCGCUCUUCAAGGCCUGGGCUCUGUUUAAGGGGAAAUACAGGGAAGGCGUGGACAAGCCGGACCCUCCGACGUGGAAGACCAGGCUCCGCUGUGCCCUCAACAAGAGCAACGACUUUGACGAGCUGGUGGAGAGGAGCCAGCUGGACAUAUCAGACCCUUAUAAAGUCUACAGGAUCAUCCCUGAAGGAGCAAAGAGAGGUGCCAAAUCCAACAGCAUUGAGGACACCUCGGCUCACGUGACGUCGCUUGGUUAUUCUACUUAUCCUCUUCAGCCGCAGAUGUCAAGCUACAUGUUAUCCCCAGAAAGGAGAGACUGGAGAGAUUACGGCACAGACCACCCUCACCACCAGCCCCCCCACGCAGAGCUGCCCUACUGCCCUCCGUACCCACCGGCUCGGCCUCUACAGUGGCACGCGCCACCCUGCGACAACGGUUAUCAGAUAUCUGGCUCGUUUUAUACCUACACCCCAACAGAGUCACAUCCCGUCUCAGUGGACCCCAGCAUGAGAUCAGCGGAGGCCAUGGCCAUCUCUGACUUCCGUCUGCACGUGUCCCUCUAUUAUCGGGAGUCCCUGGUGAAGGAGGUGACCACGUCGAGUCCUGAAGGCUGCCGGAUCUCCUCCUCAUCUACUCCAGGUUCCCCUUCCUCCCCUUCCUCCCCGUGCCCGGAGGACAGGCUGUACAGCGGGGCGGAGCCGGUGCUGUUCCCCUUCCCCUACCCCCAGUCGCAGCGGCGCGGCGCCGACAAGCUGCCCAACGUGCUGGAGCGGGGCGUCCUGCUGUGGUUGACCCCCGACGGACUUUACGCUAAGCGCCUGUGCCAGGGCAGGGUGUACUGGGAGGGGCCACUGGCACCGUACUCUGACAAACCAAACAAGCUGGAGAAAGAGCAGACCUGCAAACUGAUGGAUACACAGCAGUUCCUCUCAGAAUUACAGGGUUAUAUCCAUCAUGGACGUCCCAUGCCGAGGUACCAGGUGGUGCUGUGCUUUGGAGACGAGUAUCCAGAUCCGCAGCGACAGAGCAAGAUGAUCACAGCUCAGGUGGAACCCAUGUUUGCCAGGCAGCUCCUGUACUUUGCAGGCCAGACCAAUGGUCAUUACCUACGGGGCUAUGAGCUUCCAUCCCAGGGUGCUCUACCAGUGGAGGACUACCAGAGAAGUCUCCAGCACAUGCAGGAAUGAGCUUCCAAUGAACCAAAUCCCUGAACAGACUCCCUCAGCAAUGCUCCUCUUCCAUCAACCUGCCCAGUUUCUACUGAAGAAUGGAAACGAUUCAAGUUUCCAAUGCAGGAACCUUUGCAAGGACUAAAAUGAACUGCCAGACUGAUGCAAUAGGCAGAUCUCACCAUGCCAGGCCAGUAACUUGUCUCAGAACUCUCAGAACGAGUCAUGAGUCAAGAGGGCCGGACAGGUACAUGGUUUUAUAUGCUGUUUUCCCAAUCAAAUCUGUAUCAUAUGGAUGCGAUUAUAUGUCAUUUUUAAGGUCCUUCAAUUGGUAAAUCAUACGUCUUUUCUGAUGUCUUUAAUGACUCAAUCUCUAACCUACAUACUUGUAUACAUUAGCUACUUUCCAAAGCAUAGGCUGCAGCUGAGGAAGGGUGCUAUAAAGACUCCUUCAGACAUCAUACAACUGUACUCUAAAAGUCUUUGAAAAGAAAUGACAAUCACUUCAAAAUCUUGCAAAGUCACUUUAAUUUGAGACUGCAAUUGGUACUAUUUCUUUCACAUUAUAACCUGGUGGAAAUUCACAAAAGAUUAAGCUCAUUGUGACACAAAGAACUUUUUUCCAGCGAAACUUACCUAAAAGUAAGACUGUAAAUGAAGCUAAGGCCUGUUGUUUUGUGUCUUCCAACAUGUUUGUGGUGCUUUUUUGACCUUUCUUUGCAUUGUAAGCAUGCAAAGAAUUGAUUAACUGAGGUUGUGGGAGGACCCAUAAGUUGCAUACCUAAAAUAUUUCCAAAUAUACCCUGCAUUUCUAGGCUGUAUACGAAGGGUCCAUCACUUUAGGACAGCCUUCUAUGCCAUAAUGCCUAAGAAAUGCAACAUAGCUAGACUGCUGCCUAGGCUUUGGCUAUUUUCCUAAAUGUCCAGCACUGGAAGGAUCUAAAGGCAAAAAUGUAUUUUUUUAUGAAUGUACAGAAUGUGUGCGAAAGAAGCUUUUAAAUGAAAUGCUCAAACUACGCUAAGUAAAAAAAAACAAACUCAUUGCAAGCGUAAAUGUCGUAAAAUUUACAUUUUUUAACUUGCAUUUUGUAUUAGUUUUUAUACCUUUUUAUUACGUUUGUAGUACUUUGUAUAAAAUGUUCUCAGGACUGUUUUUUUUAAAUCACAUUUCCUUCAAUUUCCAUGACUGACUGUAACUUCCUUGUGUAAAUGACCUUUUCCCAAGCAAAUCAAGCUAGAUCUUUCUCAUUUUUUUUUUACUGUACAUUGUUCGACUUGAUUUAUAGGCUAUUUAUAUUUUUAUACUGUUUGAUAUAGUUAUAGUGAAUGAAGUGCGAGUGCUGGAUCUGUUUUGAAGCUGUCUAAUCUUGAAUGUAAUCAAGCUAAUUCUGUUUAUUUCUGUGAAUGAAGUUCCAGAAGAAGAAGUUAUAUAAUUCUGAAUACUAAGAAAGAGUCAGGACUUCUGAGACCUGUUGGCUACAGAUGAGUCUGUAUCGUACAAUCAAAGACCGACAUGUUUUUUAUUUUUUCGGGUGCAGAGAAUGUUUGUGUGUCUGUCUGUCUCUUUAUCUGUCUGUGGUGAACUGAGUGCUGGUGAAAAACUUGCCUGCAGGUAACUGGCCACAAUACUGUGGUAACAGUGUAAAAAUAGGCUACAAUGAAAAUGAUGGGAAGGUAACAAACAUCUAUGGAGCUUAAAGAGUAAAAGAAGAAGCUGAAUUUUGUCAUUUUUGUAUAUUUAGAAAAUAUUUAAUUAAAAUACCAUUGUGUUAGACUUCAGACAUUAGUACAUUUUGAUUGGCAGUUGUGAGAUGGUGCUCUGUUAUUGGUUGAAUGCCUUAAUGAGUUAAAGUCUGGAUGUUUCCCUUUUGGCUUAAUUCACACUUUUUUGGGGUUCCUUGAAUUUAUUUGCAAUGUAUAUUUUUGCUAUUGCAAUUGCUAAAUUCACUGAAACAAAAAUAGCUUCAGGCUUGUUCUUGGAAUAACACAAUUAAGCCUUUAAAAUGAUUAAAUGGCAUGCAAAUAUGAAAUAAUAUCUUGUAUCUUGUAGAUACAAAUACAUUCAUCACCAUUUAAGCUCCAUACUUCUCCAUCUUGCUCUCUCUCUUUUCUUUCUUGUUUUAUCUUUCUAUCUCUCUCUCUCUCUUUAUACAAGCAAUGUUAGAUUUUUGUAAAGUUGUAAUUUUUGUUAUUUUUUUCCAAUAUUGGUACAAUCAUGAUAAAUGAUAAUAAAGAUUUUUGUUGAUUA